This is a messenger RNA of Exophiala mesophila, 942 nucleotides long. RefSeq lists its product as uncharacterized. The record is from RefSeq and is a predicted model, not a curated record. Bases 81 to 941 code for a protein of 286 amino acids. The transcript has 3 exons. Gene Ontology annotation, molecular function: hydrolase activity, acting on carbon-nitrogen (but not peptide) bonds, in linear amides. NCBI's taxonomy places the organism in Eukaryota, Fungi, Ascomycota, Eurotiomycetes, Chaetothyriales, Herpotrichiellaceae.
CAGCAAUGCCUGUUUGCUGAUUCUGUUGUCUAAUAGCACGAUUCGACUAUAGACAGCAGACCACAGCAUCGGACCCAACUAUGGCGAUCGCAGCUGUUGGGCAAAUAUGCUCGACUGCAUCCAUGACACAUAAUUUGGCGCAAUGUCAGACCUUGAUUCGCAAAGCUGUGGCAUCUGGCGCAAAGGCCCUCUUCUUGCCCGAAGCAAGCGACUACAUUGCCUCGUCUCCCGCCGAAUCCGUGAGCCUCUGUCAGCACGUAUCCAAAAGUCCUUUUGUUCGUGGCCUUCAGCAAGCGGCAAGAGACCACUCGCUGGCCAUCAAUGUUGGAAUUCACGAGCCUACGGACCCACCGUCACAACGGAUUAAGAAUACACUCCUGUGGAUUGAUCAAGAGGGGGCGAUUGUACACCGAUACCAAAAGCUACACGUCUUUGACGUCGACCUGCGACCGGGGGGACCCCUAAUUAGAGAGAGCGACUCAACGGAGCCGGGCCAUGACAUUGUUUCCCCCUUCAAGUCAAGUCUCGGCCAGGUAGGUAGUCUUAUCUGCUUUGAUCUGAGAUUUCCGGAACCGGCGCUUAGGCUGCGCCGGUUCGGCGCAGAUAUCAUCUUGUACCCAUCAGCUUUCACGGUUCCCACAGGGAAGCUCCACUGGGAGAUUCUACUGAGAGCCCGUGCGGUCGAAACUCAAUGCUGGAUCAUUGCAGCAGCGCAAUGUGGUCGGCACAACGAGAAACGCGUUAGCUAUGGAGAUGCUAUUGUCAUAUCACCGAAUGGCCAAGUGGCAGGCCGCCUUGACCAUGUUACUGACAUUGAUCGCGAGGGUGAGAAUGGGCGGGAACCUGAGAUACUGACCGUUGACAUUGACUUGGACCUUGUGAAAGAUGUCAGGAGGAUGAUCCCGUUGCUUCGAAGAACAGACGUAUACCCAGAGAUAUAAU